Messenger RNA from Sorghum bicolor (sorghum), 1198 nucleotides. RefSeq names its product calmodulin. Lineage: Eukaryota; Viridiplantae; Streptophyta; Magnoliopsida; Poales; Poaceae. The coding region runs from base 202 to 756 and encodes 184 amino acids. The transcript is spliced from 3 exons. Gene Ontology annotation, molecular function: calcium ion binding; enzyme regulator activity. The record is from RefSeq and is a predicted model, not a curated record.
CCUAAAUGAGGAGGAAUCAGAUACGAUAGAUAGACCGUCUAUCUAUCGUUGGGCCCUUCCAUUCCUCCGUAUAUAAAGAGGCUAGCUAGCUGCCUCCCUGUCUCGCGCACCAGUGCACAAAAUCAGCAAACCCGCCAUUAGCGCGCACUCUAGUAGCCUUGCGUGCUUCGCUCGUCUUCUCGGACGUUCCGUUCCAUCGCCAUGGCGGACCAGCUCAGCGAAGACCAGAUUGCCGAGUUCAAAGAAGCUUUCAGCCUCUUCGACAAGGACGACGACGGUUGCAUCACAACCAAGGAGCUCGGGACCGUGAUGCGCUCCCUCGGGCAGAACCCCACGGAGGCGGAGCUGCAGGACAUGAUCGCCGAGGUGGACAGCAACAACAGCGGCACCAUCGACCUGCAGGAGUUCCUGGGCCUGAUGGCGCGCAAGAUGAAGGACACGGAGUCGGAGGAGGAGGAGCUCAGGGAGGCGUUCCGCGUGUUCGACAAGGACCAGGACGGGUUCAUCUCCGCGGCGGAGCUCCGGCACGUCAUGACCAACCUCGGGGAGAAGCUGAGCAACGAGGAGGUCGGCGAGAUGAUCCGCGAGGCCGACGCGGACGGCGACGGCGACAUCAACUACGCCGAGUUCGUCAAGGUCAUGAUGGCCAAGAGAAGGAGCAAGAGGACGGAGGAGAAGGCCACGGCGCGCGGCAAGAAGAAGGCGGGUGCGCCGUCCGACGCCGGCAAGCGUGGCCAGAAAUGCGUGAUCCUGUGAGAUGGAGGUGCGGUCGUCCAGUGCAUGCUGGUGCUGCGUGUUCCCCGCUUGCUUUCUGCUUCCGGGCUGCUUGGCAGUGCCAGUGUUCAAUUCAACACGCACACCAGCUGCGGGAAGCUCGACUUCUGCUGUUCUGGCUGCAGGUGCAUGUAGCUGUGUGUAAUACAGUGCUAUGCUAAUGGAGUAGUGGACACAAAUAACAAAUGCAACCUCUGCAGUGUAUUGGCGUGAGGCGGCCAACUGAAGACAGUCUUCUUCAGCACUGGCAAAUUACCCGAUACCCAUUACCCAUACCCGAAUUACCGGGAUCCGAACCUGAAUUACCCGAACCCGAGGUAUCCGAUCCUAAAUUCGGAUAGCGAUUUUGAUUACCCGAAAUUAGUUUGGAUAAUAUCCCCCGUUACCCGAAUUACCCAAAUAUUUAUCUAUAUCUUUAUAUUUA